Messenger RNA from Adineta steineri, 1406 nucleotides. The record is from the annotation of a GenBank genome assembly. NCBI's taxonomy places the organism in Eukaryota, Metazoa, Rotifera, Eurotatoria, Adinetida, Adinetidae.
UUAAUAAGAGUGCCAAACUAUCGUAAUUUUUAUAUAAACAUUACCAUAAAACUACUACAUAGUACUAUUAGUGCGCAUAAAAAUUCCCAGGUCAAAAUCGUUCUAUUGGAUUCUAUGAAGGCGGAUAAUAUUCACCGAUUUUUGAAAUAGGAUCCGAUAUCAUACGAGGUUAGGCUUUUCAUUCUGGGAUAUUAAAAUAGUUUUUGUUAUUACUAACAGAAAAUAGUGAAUCAACACUCUUAAUACGGAUUCUGUUCCGUUAAAAAGGCGAUUACAUAAAAAUUGGCUAAACUUUGUUAUCAAACAUCAUUUUGCUAUCCAGCUCUUAUACUACAACUCACUAAGCACUCAUCAUUCUAGCACCAGCAUCAUUUGCACAAGCUCGUAUAUGGCUUGACGAAAAAAUUCGAUUCGAUCCAGAAAAACCACAAGUAGCAAUCUAUAAUAUGCCUUUUGUUUAUCGUCUGCAACCAGGUUAUACUUUAUCGAUCAAACAACUUUGUCAUGCUCUUUAUCUCACUGUUAACAAACAUUCCUCACUUCAUACAUCACUUCAUUUUGACAUCGAAAAGAAUCUACUUAUGCAACGAGUUAUUACUCAUGAAGAUAACCAUAAAAAUAAUAAUACAUUUUCAAUUAUCAAAACCACUCAUGAAACAGAUGAACAACUUAAUGAGAUCUUACGUGACGAGAAACGUAAUCCUCAUCUUUUUGAUCUUGCUCAAGGUCUUGUCUUUCGAUGUCAUCUUGUUUACUAUAAACAAAUCUCUUCUAACAACAUUCUUUCUGAUAAAGAUAUACUUAUCUUCAACUUUCAUCAUGCUUUCUUUGAUUACCCAUCAAUGAAUAUAUUUGUUCAUGAUCUUAAUCAAGCAUAUACAACAGGUCAAUUACUAUAUGAUGACACUACUAAUCUUCGUUAUCUCGAUUAUGCUGUUAUUGAACAACAAAUGUCAAUGACUGGUGCAAGUAUGUUUUGGCUUGAUGCUCUUCAUGAUUAUAAACUCGAUCAAUCUUUAUCAUUACCAUUUGAUCGAUAUCGCCUUGCAAAUGAACAUCGAACUGGUCGUGGAACAUCUAUUUCUUUUGAUUUUGGUCAAGAUCUCUCAUAUGACUUUCUUACUCAAGCAUCAUCAAAUAACAUAUCACUUGAAUAUCUCGCCCUUGCUACUUAUUACGUGUUUCUAUUCAAAUUAACGAAUGGAGAAAACGAUUUCUGCAUUGGCAUAAAUACACACGGUCGAUACAGAGAUGAGCUUAACUCUAUCAUUGGAAUGUUUGUGAAUGCUAUACCUUUGCGAUGUCGACUCGAUCCUCAUUUAUCAUUUCAUGAACUUACUAAGCAUGUUCAAGAUAAUAUGAUAAACUGUAUUAAAUAUUCAUAUUUUCCUCUUCAACGUAUUCUC